AUGCUUUUUUGGCACAGCCAGCCCGAUCAUUACUGGCCAAGUCCGGGAGAAAUGUACCCUUGCUCUGGCAGCAAUCUCAUAAGAGAGCCACUGGCACUGCCUUUCCUAAAGCAGGAAGAACCAAACAAUAUCUCAACGUCAGCCGAGCAGCACUGUCCAUCUUUCCAAUAUAUUCUGUGUGCUGUUACCUCUCCAGCUGUCAAACAGCAUGAGGAGACUCUCACCUAUCUCAACCAAGGGCAAUCAUAUGAAAUCCGGAUGCUGUGUAAUCCCAAAAUAGGAGAAUUUGCCGAGGGACGGAAGCUGCUGAAGAGUGUAAUCAGGGUGGUCUUCCAUGACCGAAGACUACAGUACACAGAACACCAACAAUUAGAGGGAUGGAGAUGGAAUAGGCCAGGUGACCGCAUCCUGGAUAUUGAUAUCCCCAUGUCUGUGGGCAUUCUGGAGCCCCACAUGCCCUCCACCUUGCUCAAUACUGUGGAAUUCCUGUGGGACCCAACCAAGCGCACUUCGGUCUUUGUGCAGGUCCAUUGCAUUAGUACUGAAUUCACACUUCGUAAGAAUGGUGGGGAAAAAGGGGUCCCCUUUCGCAUCCAGGUGGACACCUUCAAGUCCAAUGAGAAGGAUGAACACGUGGAACACUUGCACUCCGCCAGCUGUCUCAUCAAAGUCUUCAAGCCCAAAGGAGCCGACCGGAAACAAAAAACAGAUAGGGAGAAGAUUGAAAAACAGUCCCUUCAGGAGCGGGAGAAGUACCAGCCUUCCUAUGACAGCACAGUAUUAACAGAGUGUGCCCCAUGGCCUGAAGUUUCCAGCAGCCUCCACAGUCCUCCAGCAACGCCCGGUCUUGUCUCUCCACACCCCUUCAAGCUUCAGACGCCUGAAAGGGUCUGCUCCUCACCCGGUUAUGCCUUGGACAGCUCAUCGGAGAGUGUGGCGGAGACCCUGAGUCCAAGUGCCUCCAUUUUGGAAACUCAGCAGUGGUUGCUUAAAAACAGGUUCUCCAAUUAUUCCCGGGUUUUUGCCAGCUACACAGGAACUGAUUUGCUCAAACUCUCGCGCACUGACCUUGUACAGAUCUGUGGAAUGGCAGAUGGAAUCAGACUUUCAAAUGCUCUAAAAGCUAGGUCUGUGCGCCCUCGUCUCAUUCUUUAUGUGUCCAAGGAAUUGGAAACAAGUGGGAACAAUGCCUCCCCAAACCCAGCAUCUGUGAUAUACCAGGAGUUAUAUCUGGAAGAACUGACUGCCACGGAGCUGACUAAUAAAUUGGCAGAACUGCUUAGCCUCCCAGUCAAUCAGGUCCAGCAAGUUUCCAAACAGGGGCCUACAGGAAUUCACAUCCUCGUCAACGAUCAGAUGGUCAGAAAUCUUCCAGAUGAAUCAUGCUUUGUAGCGGCUGUAACAAAAGUACAGAAUGCAGAAGGCUACCAUUUAGUUCUAAAAUAGACUGGGACCUUCUUGGCGGUGUGCUGCUGGCCUGCAAGAAGAUGGGGAUCUGAAAGACGCAAAAGCAGGUGCAAUAAGAAUAUUAAUAGCAAUAUCCCACAAGUUCACUGUACACCAAUGAACUCAAGGUGGACAUCAUCUGGAAUGGAUUUUAGCAACAGGAAUCUGUAGCACGAUAAACUACAGGGUUGGGGUUUUUUUUCAUAAUUUUUGCCCCCCCCCCAAAAGUGGCAACCCCGACACCCCACUUACAUACAGAUUCCAAAGCAUGGAGUAUAUUAUCAACUGGUUAUGCAAUAUUCUGCAAGCAAAAUGGCUACUUUGUAAUUAUCAGUCUCUCAUGACGUUAUUGGCACA
This is a messenger RNA of Python bivittatus (Burmese python), 1803 nucleotides long. RefSeq names its product transcription factor CP2-like protein 1. Gene Ontology annotation, biological process: regulation of transcription by RNA polymerase II. Gene Ontology annotation, molecular function: RNA polymerase II cis-regulatory region sequence-specific DNA binding; DNA-binding transcription activator activity, RNA polymerase II-specific. NCBI's taxonomy places the organism in Eukaryota, Metazoa, Chordata, Lepidosauria, Squamata, Pythonidae. The record is from RefSeq and is a predicted model, not a curated record. Gene Ontology annotation, cellular component: nucleus.